GCUUUUAAUUAUUUUAUUGAUUCUUUUAAUCUUUUCCUAUUUUCGUUCUCUUCCUCCUCUUCAGCGAGUCGCCGCCAUUGAUUUCCAUGUUCCUCUGUGGCUGUUUUUUCUUUAUCAAUCACUAGAAUUGCAAAAACUUAGAAGAUUUAAAAAUGGUUGGAUGCAGAAUCCUUUUAAAGAAUAAAGCAGAUUGGCUGAGCACACUUCUUCAUAGCAAGUUCUUCGAUACAUGCGGCGAUCACCGUGAUCUCCGGAAAAGUGAAAAAAAUGUGUUUUGCAUUGACUGUAAUCUUUGCUUCUGUAAGCACUGUGUUACUUCUUCUGGGCAUUGCCUCCAUCGGCGCCUUAAGAUCUGCAAAUAUGUCUAUCAUGAUGUGGUUCGUCUUCAAGACAUGCAGCAGCAUCUUGAUUGUUCUAAAAUUCAGACAUAUAAAAUCAAUGGUGAAAAGGCUGUUCAUCUGAAUCCUCGUCCUCAAUCCAAGGAUUGUAAAGCAUCUAAACCAAAAGGAGGUGCAUCAUGUGAAGCUUGUGGGAGAUAUAUACAAGAUCUCCCUAAUCGCUUCUGCUCAAUAGCAUGCAAGGUUUUAAUAUUUGCAGAGAAGUUUAAAGACCACAACAGCAAGGUUGUCCCUUACCCAGUUCAGGAAUUUGCUCACCUGUCUUUGAAGGAAAGCAUCGACAUGGAAGUAAAUUUGAAAGAAAAAGAAUUGUCCUCCUCUUUGGCUGACUCACCUAUGGAGAUUGAAACCCAGACAAGUUCAGCAUUGAAACCAAAGAAGCAAUUGCACAAAAGGAAAGGCAUUCCUAGAAGGUCCCCUCUCUUUUAAUGGGUCGAACGUUCUUUGUUUCCCCUCAAACUUUUCUCUAUCUAUUUUCAAUUUUUUUUUCUUUUAUAAAGUAUCAUUAUGAUAAACUACAGCUAAAAUAAUCUAUAAAUUAUAAUUUAAUGAAGAAAACUCAUUCCUCAGUAGCCUGCCUUUUUGAGUUUAGUUGGGAUGGCUGGAGAAGGAACCCCACAUUGUCUGGGUAAAGACUAAAUCCUUGUGGUGUACAGCAUAAGUGGUGGCGAUAUUGGCAGGGCUGAUGGGUGAUAUUCGAUCCUUGUAUUUAUCCGGAGAGCUCUGAUCGGUUCUAUUGUUAUAAGAUAUAACUUUGGUGGAAUUUUUGUAUCUUAAUGGUUGAAUUGAAUAUUCUUCAUUAUAAUAAAGUUUUAAUUUUUUUAA
Molecule: messenger RNA, 1223 nt
Organism: Vitis riparia (riverbank grape)
Lineage: Eukaryota; Viridiplantae; Streptophyta; Magnoliopsida; Vitales; Vitaceae
Exons: 4
Coding region: 153-827 (224 amino acids)
Molecular function (GO): zinc ion binding
Source: RefSeq, a predicted model, not a curated record